This is a messenger RNA of Chaetomium globosum CBS 148.51, 2202 nucleotides long. RefSeq lists its product as uncharacterized. Bases 1 to 2202 code for a protein of 733 amino acids. The record is from RefSeq and is a predicted model, not a curated record. Gene Ontology annotation, molecular function: clathrin-cargo adaptor activity. Gene Ontology annotation, cellular component: Golgi apparatus; AP-1 adaptor complex; membrane coat. The transcript is spliced from 4 exons. Lineage: Eukaryota; Fungi; Ascomycota; Sordariomycetes; Sordariales; Chaetomiaceae. Gene Ontology annotation, biological process: Golgi to vacuole transport; intracellular protein transport; receptor-mediated endocytosis.
AUGAAAAAGGCCCAAAUAAAACAAAUCGUACCCCCGCUUCCGAGCAUUUCCCCAAGGAAACGCAGCUCGGUUGAAGGGCUUUACGCAUUUCACCAUGAGCUCCCGAGAAACAAUGUGGCCAAACUACUUUACCUUUUUACCCUCGGCGAGCGGACUCAUUUCGGCCAAAUCGAAUGUCUGAAGCUCCUUGCCUCGCCCCGUUUCGCCGACAAGCGAUUAGGACAUCUCGCGACAAGCUUGCUGCUCGACGAGAACCAAGAGGUCCUUACUCUGGUUACCAAUUCCCUCAAAAAUGACCUGUCUCACUCGAACCAGUAUGUCGUCGGCCUCGCGCUCUGUACCUUGGGCAACAUCGCCUCUGUUGAGAUGUCGCGGGACCUGUUUGCCGAAAUCGAGAACCUAGUAUCCACGGCGAACCCCUACAUACGACGGAAAGCCGCUCUGUGCGCCAUGCGGAUAUGCAGAAAAGUCCCGGACUUGCAGGAGCACUUCAUCGAGAAAGCGACACAGCUAUUAUCAGACCGAAACCACGGCGUGAUGCUAUGUGGUCUCACCUUGGUCACCAGCCUCUGCGAAGCUGACGAGGACGAGGGUGGGGAAGAAGGCAUUAUUGACAAGUUCAGGCAAUUCGUACCGGUGCUCGUUAGAACGUUGAAGGGGUUGGCAUCUUCGGGUUAUGCGCCGGAGCACGACGUCACCGGGAUUACAGACCCCUUUUUGCAGGUCAAGCUCCUGCGCCUGCUUCGAGUUCUAGCCCUCGGUGAUGCCCAGGUUACGGAGCAGAUCAACGAUAUUCUGGCGCAAGUUGCGACCAACACCGAUUCCUCCAAGAACGUCGGCAACUCGAUUCUCUACGAAGCCGUGCGGACCAUUCUAGAUAUUGAGGCGGACUCGGGCCUGCGCGUAUUGGGUGUCAACAUCCUUGGCAAGUUCCUCACCAACAAGGACAACAACAUCCGCUAUGUCGCCCUCAACACGCUCGUCAAGGUAGUGGCGAUCGACACCAACGCUGUGCAAAGGCACCGAAAUACGAUUUUGGAGUGCCUGAGAGACCCGGACAUCAGCAUCAGAAGGAGGGCUCUAGAUCUCAGUUUUACGUUGAUCAACGAGAGCAACGUCCGAGUGUUGAUCCGCGAGCUGCUGGCAUUCCUGGAGGUAGCGGAUAACGAGUUCAAACCGACCAUGACCAGCCAGAUUGGCAUUGCCGCUGACCGGUAUGCCCCGAACAAGCGGUGGCACUUUGAUACCAUGCUACGUGUUGUGACGCUGGCAGGUAAUUAUGUUAAGGAGCCUAUCAUGUCCUCCUUCGUCCGCCUCAUUGCUACGACCCCCGAACUACAAACCUACGCGGUGCAAAAGCUGUACACAAACCUCAAGAAAGACAUCACGCAAGAGAGCUUGACACAGUCUGGCGCGUGGUGCAUCGGCGAGUACGGCGAAGCCCUGCUCAGGGGCGGCCAGUACGAAGAAGAGGAACUCGUGCAGGAAGUAAAGGAGCACGAGGUCGUCGAUUUGUUUUCAACCAUUCUCAACAGCAAUUAUGCUACCCAGGUCACCACCGAGUACCUCAUCACGGCGCUGGUCAAGCUCACAACAAGGCUGUCCGAUGCAGCGCAGAUCGAGAGGGUGCGCCGCAUUCUCCAGAACCAACAAACAAGUUUGGACGUCGAGGUCCAGCAACGUGCUGUCGAAUUCGGCAACCUAUUCUCCCACGACCAAAUCCGCAGAGGUGUGCUAGAGAAGAUGCCUCCCCCGCAAAUCAAGGAGGAAUCACGCGUGUUGGGUGAGGCGGCCAAGAAGACAACCAAGGCGGCGAACCGGAAGUCUAAGGCUAUCAAGCCAAAGGAAGAAGACCUUCUUUUCGACCUCAUGGGUGACAGCAGCGGGCCCGUGCCGGCCCCGGCCAACGGCAGCGGGAAUGCGGAUCUGCUCGCAGACAUCCUAGGCGGCAGCACAUCACCUCCACCCACCACCGCUUCUCCUCCCCCCGGCCAGUCCAAACGUCGCCCUCCAUUCAUGGACCUCUUCUCCCAAGGCCCCCGCCUUCCACACCGUCCCCUGCUCAGAGCGACAGCCGGCAAACCCCCCUCCCAGCAGCCGAUCUCUUUUCCACAACAGCCUCACCACCUCCCCAAGCCGCUCCUGCCGCUGUCUCGGCGGCAGUCGGCCACCCCUGUUAUGAUAACAACGGCCUCAACGUGA